Messenger RNA from Phytophthora sojae, 780 nucleotides. RefSeq lists its product as hypothetical. The transcript is spliced from 4 exons. Lineage: Eukaryota; Oomycota; Peronosporomycetes; Peronosporales; Peronosporaceae. The record is from RefSeq and is a predicted model, not a curated record. The coding region runs from base 1 to 780 and encodes 259 amino acids.
AUGGAGCGCACGCCAAGUCCGCGGAAAGUGAUGUCCCGCUCUUCAGGUCAGCAGGGAGGGCGGACACGCACAACAGGAACAGGAAAGCUGCCGAAGCGGUUUAAGCGUGUUGCUGUCUCCUUUCAACACAAGCUCAGCGUGAUCGAGUUCUACGACGCAGUCGUUACUAAGGAGAAAAUGCGCGACACAGUCAACUACUUCUACCCUUCGCUCACGGCAGCCCAAUUAAAAGCCAAAAAGCGACAGGUCUACAACUGGCUGAACCAGCGCGAUCUAAUUAUCGACAAGGUCGAAACCGGGAUGCUCCGCCGCGAGCUCUGCUGGCACUGCCAGCCUGGCAGCAACUUGCUGCUACUGCGGCAAAUCGUCACGGCAACUGCGCCGGGAUCAGUUGCGGGCACUGCGGCCCGAGACACGGCAAGCGCGGCGCCCGUGUUAACCAGAGGGGGUCUUGAGGCAGACUGCGCGGCAGAGGCCGGGCGAGGCGAGGCGCCCGGCCUCGGAGCGGAGCGCGAUUUGCCGACGGCGCCGCAAAAAUUGCCGGCCGAGCUAACCCAUGUGGCCCGGCUCCGCGCGCGCGCCUGUGGCCCCAGGCUGGCCGUUUCAGCGGCUCUAUCGCGUAUCUUUCCGAUUCGUCCCCCUCCUCCUCCUGGUCAUACUUUCGACCCGGACCUCUGCACGUUCGCCGCGCAGUGCCCGCGCGCUCCGCGCAGCUCGGAGUCCGCAAUGCAGGGCCAUGCCAUGGCGGAGACCGAGGUGGUCUGCUGCCAGCAGUGCUGA